Molecule: messenger RNA, 1179 nt
Organism: Echinococcus granulosus
Lineage: Eukaryota; Metazoa; Platyhelminthes; Cestoda; Cyclophyllidea; Taeniidae
Product: SHC-transforming protein
Exons: 7
Coding region: 1-1179 (392 amino acids)
Biological process (GO): intracellular signal transduction
Molecular function (GO): protein kinase binding
Source: RefSeq, a predicted model, not a curated record
AUGAAUGACUCUUCGAUCUUAGCAACCUACCCAAUUCAGUACAUCGGUUGCAUUCCUAUAACCAUCUCAAUCAAGUCACUCAACUUCCAGGAGCGAACGCAGAUCACUAGAGAGUGCAUCAUUCGGGUUUGUGAAGACGUUGGAUUAAGAGUACCCCCGGUCAGACCCCCUUCAACAAACGGUCUUUCUAAAUUUAUUGGUAAAGGCACCGACCUCACAUGGACUCGUCAAAGUGUGCGGCUCUCCAUCUCUGUUGAAGGUGUCACCGUCCAGGACUUUCAUUCUGACCAGGUGCUCUUCCACCACCGCCUCAAUACUAUUUCCUUCGCCUCCUCGGGCGAAGCGGACAUGAUGGACUUUGUGAGCUACGUGGCAAAGGUGGAGGAUGCGGCAGAAGGCAGAACGGAAGGGGCGGCUAACGGUGAAGGGGUUGGCGGCAGUGGGGUUCGGCGCUGCUACGUCUUCUACUGUAGUGGCGGCUGCUCCCGCGACUUCAUCGCCAGCAUUGGCGAAGCCUUCAAACUUGGCUAUAAGGGUUUCAAAAGAAGUCAACUACAUCAGGAUUCCCACCCGUUGCCUCCAAGACCCGUUAUAGAUGAUCUGGAUCCUCCUCUUCCCGAGGCACCGGCACCACCCGUACCUGCAGAUCCUUGGUUCGCCCCCCAAGGCACAGCCGCCAACCUAGGUGGUCAAGGAUUUGAAGAUCAGUUUGAUGACUCCGCCUGGCUUCUGAAAGAGCACCGGGCGCCAGUGGCAGGCGGCGCACAGGAGCAGUGGGUGGCCUUCGCACCAGCCCAGCAGGGGCCACCGCACCCAGUACAGGAAUCGAUAAAGGAGGAAGGUGGGGAGUGGCGGUCUCUGGAACCGGUGGGUGAGCCCUGGUACGUGGGCCAGGUGACGCGGCAGAAGGCGGAGUCGUUACUGCAGUACGACGGCGACUUCCUCGUGCGUGCCUCCACUCAACAACCCAACCAAUUCGUCCUCAGUGGCAUGCAGAAUGGCAAGAAACGCCAUCUCCUCCUCGUUAAUCCUGAGGGUCAGGUGCGAACGAAGGACCGGGUCUUUAGCAGUAUCCAGGAGUUGAUUGACUUCCACCUGCGCAGCACCACUCCUAUCCGGUCCGCGGACAGCGAGCUUAAGCUGGUCUUUCCCGUCUCGCCUAAUUGCCUGGACCAGUAG